AGAGUUACAGUUUUAGCUUCCUUUGUAAAAAUGUUUUUUGUUCGUUUGUACACAUAUAUUGCCUUGUGGCUGUGAAAGAGAAAGGUAUCGAUUUCUCCAGUUCCUUUGUGUUCAGAAACCUCUUAUGGUAUCAGAGCCUGCUUCUACCCCUCUUUCACCUAGUCCUCCUCCCAAAACCCCUUCUCCACCUACUGCUCCCACUCCCCUUUCACCUAGUUCUCUUCCUACUGGUUCUAUUUCAUCUUCACCAUCCUCUAGUGAUACUUCCAGCUUGUCUCCCCCUAUAAUCCAAGCUACCCCAGCCUCAUCUUCCACUAGUCCUAGCCCUAGUUCCCCUCUACGUAGGUACCCAGAUCGGGUCAGGCAAGCUCCACAGUAUCUAAGUGAUUAUGAGUGUCAGUUACAUAGUGUAUCUGCUGCUAAAUCUCCCAAGUUUCCCAUGACUUCUUAUAUGUCUUAUGAUUGUCUUACCCCUGAUUUCCAAAGCUUUGUGCUUAAUAUAUCUCAAGUGCAAGAACCCCGGACUUUUGAGGAGGCAUGUACUCAACCUUGUUGGCAACAAGCUAUGAACUCAGAAACUAGUGCUUUGAUUGACAAUCAUACUUCGGACAUCGUGUCAUUACCUCCAUGGAAGAAGGUAGUGGGAAACAGUUGGGUCUAUAAAAUCAAGUUUAAUCCAAAUGGGACAAUAGAGAGGCAUAGAGCCCGACUCGUUGCCAAAGGUUUCACACAAAAGUAUGGGGUGGAUUACUUGGAAACUUUCUCUCCAGUGGCAAAGUUGAAUACAGUGAAGACUUUGUUGGCUGUUGGAGCUAUAAAAAACUGGUUUAUGGAUCAACUUGAUGUUAGUAAUGCAUUUUUGAAUGGGGAUCUUGAUGAAGAAGUGUACAUGAGUCUUCCUCCUGGUUUUCCUAUACCCGAGUCUAUUCCGAAUCCAGUUUGUCGGUUAAACAAGUCUUUGUACGGUUUGAAACAGGCAAGUCGUCAGUGGUACUUCAAAUUAACUUCAGCAUUGCUUGAAUAUGGUUUUUCACCAUCUCAUUCAGAUCACAGCAUGUUUGUGAAGGGUUCGGGUGAUUCAUUCUUGGUAAUUCUUGUAUAUGUAGAUGAUAUGAUAGUGGCUGGACCAGAUCAACACUUGGUGUCUUCUGUUAAAACCUUUCUGCAGGGACAAUUCAAGAUAAGGGAUUUGGGACCCUUGAGGUAUUUCUUGGGGCUGGAAAUUGCUCGAAACACAUCUGGUUUGAUGGUUACACAAAGAAAGAAUUGUUUAGAACUCUUAAAGGAUGCCGGAUUGACUGAUUGUAAGCCUGUACGCACACCCAUGGAUAUCAAGGUAUGGUUUACUACUUCAGAUGGGGAGCCUUUAAAAGAUAUCACACAGUUUAGGAGCCUUAUUGGACGAUUGCACUACUUGACGAUUACCAGACCAGAUAUAUGUUUCGUCGUGCAGCAGCUUAGUCAAUUUCAAAUGGCUCCAACAACUGUACACCUUAAGGCAGCAAUUCGAGUUUUGAAGUACCUUAAAAACUCACCUGGACAAGGUCUGUUUUUCUCCUCUUCUUCUUCUCUUCAGUUAUAUGGAUAUUCCGACUCUGGGCUAUCUGUCCGGACACACGUCGUUCGAUCUCGGGUUAUUGCACUAUGCUUGGAACUUCUUUAAUCACAUGGAAGGCAAAGAAACAAGACACAGUGGCUAAAUCAUCUUCUGAGGCCGAAUAUCGAGCACUAUCUAAAUUAACUUCAGAGGUUGUUUGGCUUAAGUCUUUGCUGCAGGAACUUGGAGUGCCUCAUUCAGGUCCUGCACUGUGUUAUUGUGACAAUCGUUCUGCUCUCCACAUUGCUGCAAAUCUCGUGUUCCAUGAAAGAACGAAGCAUAUCGAUGUCGAUUGUCAUUUCAUAAGAUAUCAUCUCCAAUCGAACCUCAUUUCUCUUGAACAUGUGACGACUGAAGAUCAAGUUGCAGAUCUCUUUACAAAAGCUCUCAGUCGACAUCGAAUUGAUUAUCUGUUGAACAAGUUGGGAGUACAAACUUUGUACUCGCCGACUUGAAGGAGGCUAUCAUGAUAAAGGUACAGCACCAAGAGCAUGAUUCGAAACAAUGACCUGCUUCUCAUGAUACUGCUUGAAGAAGCUUCUUACGGCAUCGUUUGAUGCCCAACUCUGUAUAGAUCAGCAUAACAGUAAAUAGCAGUAGAGUUACAGUUUUAGCUUCCUCUGUAAAAAUGUUUUUUGUUCGUUUGUACACAUAUAUUGCCUUGUGGCUGUGAAAGAGAAAGGUAUCGAUUUCUCCAGUUCCUUUGUGUUCAGAAACCUCUUAGCAACAUGACAAAUGAAGAAAAGGAGUUGCAAAUCGAGCCUCGUAGAAUUCAUAGUGGUUACAGAAAGCUCUAUCUGGGAGAGGACAAGAAUGGUAACAAGCUGUUGGGUACAAGAGUUGUCUCCCCAAAAGGAAAUUAACCAACUAGCAAACAAGAAAAGAAAGAUAUUUAAGUAAAACCAGCAGCCUGUCAAUUAAAACAGAGGAAGCAACAAAUAAGCGGACAAGAUAGUGACUAGUGAGCUGCAAGUUCAAACAUAACGGGUGUUUUUCCACACAUGGAAAGCAGAUCAAUCAAGGGCGAACGGGCAAGGAAAGUAGUGAUUCAAUUCAAACGUCUACGGCCUACAGAAGUGUAUAAAUAAAGGGUAGAUAGAAAAGAGAAUGCAGACUUUUCGGGAGAAAAAAAAAAUCAAAGAUGCAAAGGGGAUUUGCGAGUGAUUUUGAGAGAAAAGUCGGCACAAGAAUCGGGGAGAUUUCUGGGUAUAGGUAUUGGGCAAUACCUAGGUUCUAUCAGCUGGGUAGUUGAUAGGUUAGUUUUGUCGAUUCAACGGGGAGCUAGUCGACUGGGUAUCUGAGAGACUUUGUAACUUUGUGAGCUUCAACGAAAAACAUCAUAGUGGAACGCCAGAGAUUGCAAACUGCGAAUCAGUGGCCGUGGACUAGUCAGGGUUAGGAUCAUUAAUCGCCUAACACUGGAAACCACGUAAAAAUCUCGUGUGUACCGUGUCAUCUAGUUUCAUUGUGUUCUGGGAGUGGAACUCUGUUCUUGUUAUGUUCUUGUGAUCUGAAAUAUAGAGCCGCUGCCGAUCCGUGGAAGAAGGAAAGCUAGAGCCAACUUCAGUUAAAACGCAGCACCUCAAAGUUUUUAUGCAGGAUAUCGUUUGGGCUCAAUUAAGAGAAUAAGAAGAAACCUUUUGGGCUUAAGUUUCAAGCCCAACCAAAAGUGAUCCAGUCGUCUCAUUCAACAAACACAAAAGCUAGCCCUGUUUACUUCCAUUUUCGUUUCGUUUUCUGUUCUCAUGUCAUAAAUUUGGCAACCGAAACGAGAAAACUUGUUUAUUUUUUAUUCUGUUUUUUAUUCGUUUCCAAUUAUGAAAACAUAAAGUGGCAACUUCCUG
Messenger RNA from Linum trigynum, 3441 nucleotides. The record is from the annotation of a GenBank genome assembly. NCBI's taxonomy places the organism in Eukaryota, Viridiplantae, Streptophyta, Magnoliopsida, Malpighiales, Linaceae.